This is a messenger RNA of Glossina fuscipes, 2899 nucleotides long. It is a transcript of the gene Wnt5, whose product is annotated as protein Wnt-5. The record is from RefSeq and is a predicted model, not a curated record. The transcript has 6 exons. Gene Ontology annotation, cellular component: extracellular region. Bases 767 to 2899 code for a protein of 710 amino acids. Lineage: Eukaryota; Metazoa; Arthropoda; Insecta; Diptera; Glossinidae. Gene Ontology annotation, biological process: neuron differentiation; canonical Wnt signaling pathway; cell fate commitment. Gene Ontology annotation, molecular function: cytokine activity; frizzled binding.
AAAUAAAAAAAAAAAUAAUAACAAGAACAACGAUAACGACAACACAUUAACAUCAAACAAGACGAUGAUACUGCAUAUUGCGAUCGCAAUUGCUUGCAUUACAACUGUGGGUUAAUUGUAUUUAGAAAGAUUUAUUUAUUUACGUUUCACGAAGGGGGCCCUGUCAAGGAGGCGUCCAAUUUUACGAUACAACGAAAUAACCGUAAAAAGAAGGAGAAAUAUUUUAAAAACGUAAACAACAUAAAGUCUCAUUAGUAGUGAGUGCGGCGUUAGGUUAGGAAAUAAAAAUCUUAUGUCAACUGAAAAUGUAAAAAUCUUCAAAAUAUAUAAAGAAAAGUUCAUGAUAAACUAAAAAAUUCAAUAGAAAAAAGGGUGAGAGAGAGAGAAAUGAUUCUUGAAUAUUUAACGAGUAGCGUAGUGAAAGAGUGCAAACGUAUAAAAGUGAUUAAUAAUAUUUGAAUGAUGAUGAUGAUGAUGAUGAUCAUGAUAAUGAUGAUGAUGUUGUUGUUGAUAAAAUGAAAUGCUUCCACUAAAGUGCGGCAAUAGUAACCACAGAAUCAAUGUACGGAACGUGUAUUAUGUCGUCUAUGGUAUUAAAACGAUUUACCGCCAAAAACCGUUUUUUGUGUGGCGUACAAGUAUGUGUUGAAAAACUUUUAAGAAAAAGAAACAAAGCUGUGUGCUGUGGGUAUUAUUUGUUGGCCAGAGAUUACUUAAGACUUUGGCAACACGUCACCUCUAAGAACGUUGAAAACUAAUAAUAAAAAUGGAAUUUCUUAAAAGGAAACAUUUUUCAUUGUGGAUUACGUGGACAAGAACAACAAAAACAACAGAAACAACAACACAAAUAACAUCAACGCGAGCAGCGGCAUUCGUAUUUCUGACCAUCUUCACUUCAUGGCUGCACGUUGCAACUGGUUUACAGGGUGUACCCACAUGGAUUUGUCUAGGCCUUAAGUCACCGUUUAUCGAGUUUAGCAAUGAAUUAGAAAUAUUGGCGAAUAACAGCAUACCGUUGAAUAUUACUAAAGAUGAGCAAGCUCUUAUGCAUCAAGAGGGUUUACGUAAGUUGGGCACUUUUAUUAAACCGGUUGAUUUACGGGACUCAGCGACCGGAUAUGUUAAGGCAGAUCUGACAAAGAAAGUGUAUUCACCGGGCAGUUAUGGCCCGCAAACGCAACGUCGUUUACAUCCGAUACAAGAAGAAAUGGAUCAGAAACAGAUUAUUCUCUUGGAUGAGGAUACGGAUGAGAACGGUCUGCCGGCCAGUUUAACCGAUGAAGAUCGUAAAUUUAUAGUACCUAUGGCUUUGAAGAAUGCCUCACCUGAUCCCCGAUGGGCUCAGGCUACAUUUCGUGGUACGACUACUACGACUAGCACGACCACAAGAGCACCUAUUACAACGACCAACAAACAGCAGCAACAGCAGCAGCAGCAGCAGCAACAACAACAACAGCAACGGUCCACAACACCUGCUACACCCGAAUUUGCGUCCAAUAUUGAAGAUCUCAAGAAGCAUAUAUUAUUUUUACAAAAUCUAACCAAACAUGAUAGUACCUUUCAAUCGAAAUUUGUAGUGUUUCCUAGUUUACAAAAAGACAAACAACGAAAUUCAUCAUCGGCGACAACGACGACAACAACUACACGUACUCCGUUUAGACCGAUAUUUCAGUACUCAGCACCAAUUAUACCGCCCACUAGAAAAUCUACUUUAAAUAUAAACAGUAAAAUACCGCAAGUACCGCCCUUUGGUGGCUACUAUCAUAAUCAAAACGAAGACGACGAAGAUAGUUUAUCACAAUUUUUUGCUCCUGUCAAUCCAAGAGAUAAAAUCGCUAUUGUGCCGCAAGUUUUAUUGCUUAACGACCAAAACAAGGACCGAAACGAUAAAAAAAAAUCGUUUAGCAUACUGCCUUUACCUACGACAACUACAACGACAACUAGUACGACGGUCGCAACUACAACAACUACGACAACUACAACAACUAGACGUCCCACGAAACCUACAAAGUUACCGCCCUGUGUACGAAAUCCCGAUUCGCCAAAAUGUGUACGGCAACGUAAACGUGAAGAGCUACAAAGACAACGUGAUCGCGAACAAUUAUUACGUGAACAAGAGAAAUAUAUGCCGCGCUACGAACCGUAUUUGCAAACCUUGAAUAAUACUAAACGCUUUGCGGUAUCUAUCGAAAUUCCCGAUUCCUUCAAAAUACCUUUCAAUGAAAGUGAAUCAUCUAAGCAAAGAGCAGUUGAAGAAAAUUUACAAAUUCUCUCCCGUUUUGUGCGUUCAACUCAUAAAAGACGGAACAUUGGUGGCGGUUUAACGGGACGUUCGAAUGAGAAAUUCGCCUCCAAAUAUGGUACUUCCGGGGCUUUUUUAGACCGUGAUGCUGCUCUAUCAGCAGCAAAUGGUCGAGAUUUUGUUUUGUCCAAUGCUGAACAGUUUGGUAUGCUUCCAGUUAAUUCAAGUACGCCAACUACUACUGUUGAGCCUUACUCCGAACCGAUAGACUUGAAUCCCGAUAAUUGUUAUCAAGUGGAAGGCAUGACUUACGGCCAAAAGAAACAAUGUGUUCUCCAUACAAGCGUUAUGCCGGCGAUUAGUCGAGGUGCACGAGCUGCAAUACAGGAAUGUCAAUUCCAAUUUAAAAAUCGCCGCUGGAAUUGUACUACCAUUGACGAUAAUACUGUUUUUGGGCCCAUGUCUGGUUUGGGUUCGCCGGAAAUGGCUUUCAUACACGCUUUGGCCGCAGCUACAGUUACUAGUUUUAUAGCACGUGCUUGUCGUGACGGGCAAUUAGCUUCGUGUGGUUGUUCAAGUGGUUCACGACCUAAGCAACUCAACGAUGAUUGGACUUGGGGUGGUUGCGGGGACAAUUUGGAAUAUGCUUACAAGUGA